AUAAAUCCGAGUGGCGCGCGCGAACACGAUUUAACAUCCUUUGGAAGCUCAACUGAAGCUCCACUGUGCACUGCGAAGCUUAACUGUUCUCUGCGAAGCUCCAGCUGCCCAGCUGCUCCAUUCCCGCAUUCAGUAGUUCACGUGGCGCGAUUGACGAAACGGUAACGUCCGCGGGUGUGUUUUUGUCGAAACUUGCAGGCUAACGGAGCAAACAACGUAAGACGCGAUGCUGUGAAUUGUGUGCUAAACAAUAAAACUAGCCAAUUUAUGGAAAUACAAUUUAUAACCAAAGCAAAGCGUGUAAAGUGGCCUGCGAGUGUGUGAGCGCCGAAGACGCUCAAUCUGCGCUCUGUGUGUGUGUGAGAGUGACAGCCUGAUAUAAAUAAACCGCAAUUUGCAUACAAUUUACUGUUUAUUGCUUUGAUUUUGUGAUUGGCGUCGUAAACUCCGUCGUUUCCCCCUAGCCACCGAUCGUCGGCAGGCGUCAGGGUAAUCAAUAAACAAAGUCAAGAACCAGUCACCGUCAUAACUGUAGGCACACAUGUAGUGUUUUUUGGAUAAAUGUUCAAAUAAAGUGUAAAAAAUGCAAAAAGCCGGCCAGUGGUACAAACACACAUACAAAAAGAAAAAGCCUUCUGCCCGAGUAGCCUCUUCUCGCAAGCAGCUGUUAUUGUUGCCUAUGAUGGUCGGAACGGGGUCAAAAGUUCGUGUCUUGGCCUGUUAUAUCCCCCGCUAAUUCAACCACACUCACUCGCAUGCAGACACACACACAGUAGAACAGAGAGAAACAGAGAACGGAGAGGAGAAGUGUUCCUCAAGUGCAGGCAAAGACAGAGCGUCGCCCCGUCUGGCAGACAAAGCAUUAGACAAGUGCCGUUCCAGGCCCAGGCCCACACACCCCAAAAGCCUAGACAAACUAGGCCAAUACGCGAGAAAGCAGCCUAAAACAGGGGAGGAGCUGAAGUGCAAGACCCAUGAGCAGGCAAAGACCAGAGCCAGAGCCUAAGACUUGCAGAACAUAACGGUACAGAACAGAACAGAACAGAACAGAGGGGAGAGGCAUUGCAAGACUCAACCGGAGAAAGAGCAGAAGAGGAGGAGUAGUAGGAGGAGUACCAGUGUGCCCACCCAAAAAACACACUGCAACACACACAUACGACUACAAAAUAUAAUAAAGACAAAAGUGAAAAGUUGUAUCUCUCUCUCGCUCUCUCGGGCCAUUUGUCAAUGACUGCAACUGUGUGUGGAGUGACUUCUCGCGUGACUGCCAUCCGACAUCCAAUGCCCGUAUCCGUGUCUCGUGUCCCGUGUCCCGUGUCCCGUGUCUGAGGGGGGAAAGCACCACGCGGAAGUGGAAUAACUGCUGAAACAGACUCCCAGGACAAGGACUACUCCAAAGCAGGACCACUCGCGCGGCCACAAUUCGUGUAGGAGCGGAGGACUACGACGAGCCUGGCCGUAAAACAGAGGCGGCAAAUAGAAAAAGCCAAACGGCAAACGCCAAGCAGUAAGCAGCCAUCCAGGCAACCAGCGCCAUCUAGCCUUUGUCUGUCUGAAGCGAAGCCCUGGCAAUUGGCCAAGUUAAUAGAGAAAGCCAGAGACAGAGCCGGGAGGCCCGAUAAUGACGUUGUUGCAGCUGCAGCCAGCUGCUUCUGCCAGCAACCCGAUGAUGAUUCUGCUAACUUGGUUAUUGCUGUCGGCAUAGACACAAAAACAUAGAACCAGAAGCAGACGCAGGCACAGACACAGCGAGAGACAACAAGAACAAAAAGAUAAAGCUGCCACCCACUCGACAGCCCUCGUCCAAGAGCAGGCCAUCGUCCAGGCUCACUGCAUUUCCGCAUCUUGUUCCUGUCGCCGCCAUCAUCCAGGCAUCGUGGCCAUCGCCAUGCCACUCCACAAGGCACACAGCAUCUGCGUGGCCAGGGUGCUGCUCCUCGUCGUGAUUGUGAUGAGCGAUAUGACAAAUGGCGGCGUGCAGGGUCCCAUCGAGGGCUACAAUACGCUGGAAGAGAUGAUGAUGACAACGACAGACAGAGCACAAGCAGCCAUGCUCCUGCCUACAGCGCCCACUGUCGCCUACACGCAUCCCAAAUGGCUGGAGCCGUACUUCGAUCCCUCGACACCGCGCAAUGUCACCGCCCUUAUGGGCAAGAACGCCUAUCUCAGCUGCCGUGUGCGCAAUUUGGCCAACAAAACGGUAUCGUGGAUACGCCACCGCGACAUACACAUACUGACUGUCGGCUCGUACACCUACACCUCCGAUCAGCGGUUUCAGGCCACCCACCAUCAGGACACCGACGACUGGACGCUGCAGAUAAAGUGGGCCCAGAAGAGGGAUGCGGGCAUGUACGAGUGCCAGAUAUCAACGCAGCCGGUUCGAAGUUACUUCGUCCGCCUGAAUGUUGUCGUGCCAACGGCUACCAUCCUGGGAGGACCUGACCUUCACGUUGAUAAAGGCAGCACCAUAAAUCUCACUUGCACUGUAAAGUUCAGCCCCGAACCACCGGCCUACAUCUUCUGGUAUCAUCACGAGGAGGUCAUUAAUUAUGAUUCAUCAAGAGGCGGCGUGUCGGUAAUUACCGAAAAGGGCGAUGUGACAACCUCAUUUCUGCUCAUACAGAAUGCAGAUCUGGCCGAUUCGGGCAAAUACUCCUGUGCCCCCUCGAAUGCAGAUGUGGCCAGUGUGCGUGUCCAUGUCCUAAAUGUUCGGGCCAUAAUUUCAGGUGAACAUCCGGAGGCAAUGCAAACUGGCUCAUCCGGUUGUCAGUACAAUUGGCUGACAAUUGUCCUGCUGCUGGCCCUCGUAAUGUCCUACAGUCAACAAUGCACAGCCGCAUUGCCACCUCAGUUGCCAGGGGCAGCUGCAACAGCAGCAGCGGCCAGUGAAAGUGCAACUGCCACGGCCACAUCGAGAAAGCGUUGCUCUGCGGUCGCCAGCUGCCGCCAAGCCGCAAGCCACGGCAACACUCAGACCCAGGCUCAAUCCCAGGCCAAACGCCACUGUCACAGAUGAUCGAAUGGAGGCAACAAAGGCGAACAGCAGCAGCAACCACAACUAUAUAGCGUAAUGUAAGGAGACACAUGAAAUGUGUAAAGCGUGCAAGUGAGUAUAAGCGAGUCUCCGAGUGAAUGGGCAAUUGAGUGUUUGCUAUUCCGUCAUAAGUGUGUCAGUUUUAAACUAUGUAGAAAGAACUCAAAGUGGAAGAGUGGCAACCGAAGCACUCAGCAUUUGCUACACAAUGUGGCACAAUGGCGUAGUAUUUGCAACUAUAAAAACUCUACAUUAAAAUCUGCAUUCCCCAAGAGACAAACAAUCAGAAGAUAGCUCCAAAAUCUUUGACUUUCAGCAUAUUUUUCAACCGUCAUUGAAAUCUGUUAAUUAAAAUAUAAUUAGCCAAGCGAGGGGGAUUAAUUCUGAAUUCCCUUUCCAUUUGCCACCGCCAUUGUAAAGCAUUGUAAGCGUCUAUAUAAAUAUGUGUAUGUGUGUAAGCCAAUAGAUUACCGUUUAAUGUGUAUGUUUAAACAGCAAAAAAAGAGAAAACAGAAAUCAAAACUAACCAUAGUGGUGGGUGGGAGUGGAGUGUAAAUAACAAACUUAAACGUAAUUGCAGCAUUGCAUAAAUGCAGAGAGGCAAACAGAAUGUAUCACAAAAGUACGAUAGGAGUGAGUAAUCUCUGGCCAGCGGCGUGGACUCUUUUUAAUAUAUUAAUGAAUAAUCAAAUAAUGUGCAGAAGCUCCAUAUUCCAUAAUUAGAUAAAAACGUAGCCUUGUCUGCCUGCCAGCAGACAGCAGCAGCAGCAGCAGCAGCAGCAUCGAGCCAUAAAACAUUCAAUUUGAUGCCAUAUCAAUAUCAUGCAAAUAUUUGCACUGCGCAAUUUUCCGCCAACACAAAUGUAAAUUCAAUUUACCCCUCCCUCAAACAAAAACUAAAAGGCAGAAAAUGAAAGCAAAUCCAUUUAUUUAUUUCUUAUUACAACGGCAUUUAGUGUCACUAUUCAAUAAUUUCACGAGGUUCUACAGUGAGGUGAAAACAUUUGAUUUCAGUUCCAAAAAUGCAGAGAGAGAAUUUUUCAAUGUUUUCUUCGAUAAUAUUGGCAGCUUAAAAGUUUAUUUAAUUUCCGUUUCCAACUUUAAUUACAUUUUUAUGUCUCUAUUAGACGGCCGAUUCCAUGAAUAAUCAUGUUUCAUAAUUAUUUAAAAAAUUCAGAUAAUUACAUCGACUGACACAAAUGCCGGCAAAGCAUAUAAGUAUGCCAUAACGUAACAAAACUCCCCUGGUCCCCCUAUCAAAUUGCAUAAAUUGAUUGUAUUAAGCAAUGAUACUCCAACUAUGUGAAAUGUG
Messenger RNA from Drosophila guanche, 4346 nucleotides. It is a transcript of the gene dpr6, whose product is annotated as junctional adhesion molecule A. Gene Ontology annotation, biological process: synapse organization. Bases 1889 to 3016 code for a protein of 375 amino acids. The transcript has 7 exons. The record is from RefSeq and is a predicted model, not a curated record. Gene Ontology annotation, cellular component: neuron projection membrane. NCBI's taxonomy places the organism in Eukaryota, Metazoa, Arthropoda, Insecta, Diptera, Drosophilidae.